This is a messenger RNA of Aplysia californica (California sea hare), 1523 nucleotides long. RefSeq lists its product as uncharacterized. The record is from RefSeq and is a predicted model, not a curated record. The transcript has 5 exons. Bases 84 to 635 code for a protein of 183 amino acids. Lineage: Eukaryota; Metazoa; Mollusca; Gastropoda; Aplysiida; Aplysiidae.
AGGACGCUAAAAGCUUACGUGUACUUCCGUCGUUCGUACAGGUUAUCACAAGAAAUCCACAACUUUGGUUACUACUUUCAAUCAUGGCUUUUCAAUCAAGACAGUCGAUUGUGAAUUUGCCCCUAAUACUUUUACUAGUGUACUUAUGUCCGUUCAUCGCUGGGGACAAUGCAUUUUACAAGGAAAUGCCUAAAGAAUUGCGGUGCAGUGGAUGUGAGCUGACUGUGAAAGUUUUGGAUCAGAUGCUCAUCAGAGACACAGGAAACACUGAGUCAAGAGUAAUGAAAGCUUUAGAGAAGGUUUGCGAGGAACAUAGAUUCAGCAUUUCAGAGUACAAGCCACAGAGGAUUGUGAAGGUCUGCGAGUUCAUCAAAAAAAAACAUGGAGAUGAGCUGAAAAGAGAACUGGUCAAGUACUUCAGCCAGUCCAAGAGAUCUACGUAUUUGGAGUUUGUGCAGCACUUUUGUCUUGAUGUGACUCGUCUCUGUGCUGGUAUCUCGCACAAGAUAAAGCCUCAUGAAGAUAAAGAGGAUGCGAUUUUACACUUUGAUUCAGAGUCCCACGGUUUCACUGUCAUGCCAGGCCGUAAUUUCAAAAUGCCCAGACCGAUUGCAGAAGGACAUGAUGAAUUGUAAAAAUUAGUGCUGGCAACACAUGAUGUAUGAAAAGAAUUGCCGUCCAAGAGUGAUCUGUAGUUUCCCUAACCAUUUUUCCCUAGAAGUGCAUGUAUCCAUGUAUUCUCGGAUUUCAUUUUGGGAAAUUCAGCUUCUACUUCAACUCUGUGUUAUUCUUCAGCGUGGCUUGGUGCAAGAUACCAUAGCAUCUGCGGUGUAGUAGUUAGGUGCUUCACUGUCAAACGCUGGAGAACCGACUUCAAUUCUCGAGCUGGCAGAAUAUUUCUCAAGUUUUUGGGUGUUACUCAACUUUCUGCUGGGAUGUUGUAUCCCUCUCAGCCUGGGUUGGCCCGGACAGGCAGGGUUAAAGCCUGCCUCCUAAAUGGGCUAAAUUGUGUUGAUGGGGGCUUAAAAAUAACCUAUAUAUUUUCUAAAAAGAUGCAAGAUACAUGAUUCACGAAAUAAAAAGCAGAACAUUAGCUAGUCUUGUGUAAACUGAACUUCUGCUCCAUUCAUUUACUUUUCAAGAGUAAGAAAGUGUAUAAAUGCUGAAUUCAUGUGAUGGUUUUCCUAGUUUAAGAAAAAAUCAGGAUAUCAUUAAGUUACAUUGUAAAUUUAUUCAAAAUGUGGAUUUGUUUUUUAGGGUGUUUUUUUUUUUUAUAAAGGGAGGCAUAGUGCCUGCCUGGGUCCAUUUUCUUUAAAAAAUUAGCAUUUAUGGAUUUACAUAAUAUAUAUAAUAUGGAUUGUACCAUGCAGAAGACCAUGAUUGUACAUGCUCAUGAGAUGGAUAUUUGUGUUCCAUUUAUUGAUACUGGUCCUCAUAGAGUGAUCAGUAAACUGAAAUAUUAGAAUUAGAAAUGUUAUUCUCAGUGUGAGGGGCUGUGCCUCACAAUUCCAAGAAGACAGAUC